UCAGCCACUUGUCCAGCUCUGACUCAGUUAACUCCGACCUCUCUCUCUCCGGCGAUUCUGUUCAGCUCUUGGCUCAAGCUUAGAUUCACAGAUUUCUCAAUCUUAGUUUCUCUACUUCAGAGCAUCGCAUCGCAUCGCAUCGCAUCGCAUCCCCCAAGCAUUUGGAUCAUCGAUCAGAGGUUCGCGAAUAGUAAGAAGAUACUUGAUGAUGCUAUGGAGGAUCUUGGGCUAUUAUCACCACUAAGACAAGGCGGCAGCUUCAAGUCUUCGCCUCCAAGGGGCUCACCUACGUUCAGGAGAGUACAUUCUGGCGGGAGGACUCCACGCAGAGAGGUCAACAAAGCUAGCGUCGGCGGAGGAGCUCUUCAGUGGUUCAGAACCAACCGUCUUCUCUACUGGCUGCUUUUGAUUACUCUCUGGACCUAUCUUGGAUUCUAUGUCCAGUCCAGGUGGGCGCAUGCGCAUGAUGAUGAUAACAAACUCGAGUACUUGCGUUUUGGAGGCAAACUUAGGGAGGAUGCUUUGCAUGUGGAGCAGAGUUCUCACACUCUAGUUGAUGGUACCAAUGUAGUACAUGUAGAUGUUAAUAAGAAGAUGCAUGUGGCUCUCGCCAAGAAAGUGGAUGACGCCACGCCUCGACGAAGCUUGAGUGCCAAGAGGAGGAGGAGGAGGAGAAAGACUCAGAAGGUGAGAAAAGUGGUGGUGGAGGAUUCGGAUGAGCAAGAAGAUCCAGAGCUUCCCAAGACGAACGUUACCUACGGUAAGCUUUUCGGUCCUUUCGGAUCGCUAGAGGAUAGGAUACUCGAGUGGAGUCCGCAGAAGCGGUCAGGGACGUGCGACAGGAAGUCAGACUUUAAACGACUUGUUUGGUCAAGGAGAUUCGUCCUGCUUUUCCAUGAGCUAUCGAUGACCGGUGCUCCCAUCUCGAUGAUGGAGCUGGCUUCCGAGCUUAUGAGCUGUGGCGCAACGGUCUACGCAGUGGUUCUGAGCAGAAGGGGUGGUUUGUUGCAAGAGCUUGUAAGGAGAAAGAUCAAAGUGGUUGAAGACAAAGGAGAGCUCAGCUUCAAAACCGCAAUGAAAGCAGAUCUCGUCGUUGCGGGAUCAGCUGUUUGUGCUACAUGGAUUGAUCAAUACAUGGAUCACUUUCCAGCUGGUGGAAGUCAAAUAGCUUGGUGGGUAAUGGAGAACCGGGGAGAGUACUUUGAUCGGGCGAAGCCUGUGCUUGACCGUGUGAAGCUGCUUAUUUUUCUAUCUGAAGUACAGAGUAAACAAUGGUUAACAUGGUGCGAAGAGGAGCACAUAAAGCUUAGGUCUCAGCCAGUUAUCGUUCCUCUCUCCGUUAACGAUGAGUUGGCUUUUGUAGCCGGGAUUUCAAGUUCGCUGAAUACUCCAGCACUGACCACAGAGAUGAUGAAGGCGAAAAGACAAACGCUACGUGAAUCCGUCAGAAAGGAGUUUGGUUUGACAGAUAAGGAUAUGCUUGUGAUGUCUCUAAGCAGCAUUAACCCGACGAAAGGACAGCUUCUUCUCCUUGAAUCUGCCGCCUUGGCACUAGAGAGAGAAAAGGAACAUGAACACAUCAGUGGCAUCAAGAAAGAAAAUGUUAGUCUUUCAGUCAGACACCGGUUAAGAGGUUCAUCACGGAAGAUCAAAAUCAAGUCUCCAGCUCUUGACGACCCGUCUGCUCUGUCUGCCACCGGUAAAAGGAAGCUGUUGUUGUUCUCUGCCAACGUAACACGGAAACGAGAGUUUAAGCUUCUUCUCGGAUCAGUUGGGUCAAAGAGCAACAAAGUUGCGUACGUUAAGGAAAUGUUGAACUUCUUGUCAAAGAAUGGAAACUUAUCGAACUCGGUUGUGUGGACUCUAGCGACCACUCGUGUUGCCUCACUUUACUCUGCAGCAGAUGUCUACGUAACAAACUCCCAGGGAAUUGGUGAAACAUUUGGGAGAGUGACUAUCGAAGCAAUGGCUUAUGGUCUUCCGGUGCUUGGAACAGACGCAGGAGGAACAAGAGAGAUAGUGGAGCACAAUGUUACAGGUCUGCUUCACCCGGUGGGGAGGCCAGGUAACAAAGUGUUGGCUCAGAAUCUAUUGUUUCUUCUUAGAAACCCAUCUACAAGACUACAGCUAGGAAGCGAAGGACGCAAGAAGGUUGAGAAGAUGUACAUGAAGCAACACAUGUACAAGAGAUUUGUGGAUGUUUUAGUCAAAUGCAUGAGACCCUAAGUGUGUACUACUUGCCCUUCUCCUUUAUUUUGCUUUAGUUACUUGUUCAUGAUCCAGGAUAAAUAAAACCCCAAUUCUUAUCAAA
Raphanus sativus (radish) is the source of this 2311-nucleotide messenger RNA. RefSeq lists its product as uncharacterized. Lineage: Eukaryota; Viridiplantae; Streptophyta; Magnoliopsida; Brassicales; Brassicaceae. The transcript has 6 exons. Gene Ontology annotation, molecular function: glycosyltransferase activity. The coding region runs from base 214 to 2226 and encodes 670 amino acids. The record is from RefSeq and is a predicted model, not a curated record.